Micromonas commoda is the source of this 900-nucleotide messenger RNA. RefSeq lists its product with no specific name. The transcript has a single exon. The record is from RefSeq and is a predicted model, not a curated record. Bases 1 to 900 code for a protein of 299 amino acids. Lineage: Eukaryota; Viridiplantae; Chlorophyta; Mamiellophyceae; Mamiellales; Mamiellaceae.
AUGAUGUUUGCCAGCGUCAAGCAGUCUGGAGUUGCGGUGAAUGCGCCGCGACGGCUCGGGGGCGCCUCCCGUUUGGCUCGGGGCAGGGCGAACAGGGCGGCGGUUCGAUGCGAGGCUGGAAAGGACGAGAAGCUUCCCAAGCUGCCGAAGUCGCCCCGUGAGCAGGUGGGACAGGCGGCGGAGGCAGUCAGGAGGGCGGCGGCGGAUGGCAAGAAGCAGCUAGCGAUCGAGUUCACGCUCCCCCUGAUCGGCGCGACGGACCUGGACGACUGGCCGGGAGGCAUCAGGCAGCAGUACCAGGCUGUUGCGCCGAUGGUGGGCGAGCUGCUGAAACAGAUCGGCACGGACGGGAACGCGGCCGAGGUCAGGCAGAAAAUCGUGGACGACGCGGAUGCGGUCGUGGUCCUUUCCACGGCGGGGGCGAAGGCCAUGGUGUUUCCCACGGCGGAGACGCUCGGCGACCUGAAGAGCAUCGCGAAAGAGAACGUUGGCCUGCUCGCCACCAUCAACAACCAGAUCAGGACCAACGAUGACGGCUCCAACCUCAUCUCCGAUCUGGGCAUCGGACCGUGGAGGAAGAAGAACGAGGAGUUUCUGGCGUCGUUCGAGCUGACGUACUGGAUAUCGGAGCAACGCAUCCAGGGAGAGACCGUGCGGCUCCUCAAGUCGUACCCACACCCGUGGCAGCUCUUCGUGCUCACCGAUAUGGCUUCUGGCUCCGCGGAGCCGGAGUGCAUCAAGACCUUCGACGAGAAGCCAUCGUACAAGGAGCUCGAGAGCUUGCUCAUGUCUCGCGAGGGCUCGGUGGCGGCCAUGAGCAUCAUCGAUCGCGUGAAGCGCGAGGCGCAGUUCAACGCGACGUCGGUUCAGACUCCCCCUAACAACAUCGACCAGAAAUGA